AUGGAAUUCCAUUACUCCGAUGAGAUUGACCCAUCGGUCUAUGAGACCCAUGGCCUUGCGCAUGGCAUCCCUCUCCGUAUCCAUCGGGAUCCUUAUAAAGAAAUCAACGGUGCCCUUCGAGCCCAGAGCGACUGGAGCAAGCACGUACGUCCUGUCGUCGGCUACAAGGGUGGUUUAGGCUACCCUUACAGCUUCAUCCGAGCAACUGUGCCAGAAUGUCUCCCAGAACGACUAGAGAUCAUCUCGUAUGCAAACGAGUUCGCCUUUCUCUAUGAUGACGCCAUGGAAAAACUUGAUCUAAAGGGGUAUAAAGAUGAACAGCAUCAUGAUAUGCUGGAUGCUUUCGAGGACGACAAAGCACUAGAUCAGAACGUCAAAAACAACGAUGGCCAGGAGAAGAAACUCCAAGCCCAGAUUUUGGCGAAUAUGAUUGUCAUAGAUGCUCCACGGGCGAUCACGUCCAUGAAAGCAUGGGCAAAGUUUGUCCAGCUCGCUGCUCGGACAAGAUCCCGCCCAUUUGAUACCCUAGAGGAAUAUAUUCCCAGCCGGGUCAUUGACGCUGGCGAGCUGAUCUGGUUUGGGACCCUGACCUUCGGUAUGGCUCUUACUAUCCCGGACGAUGAGCUAGACCUCUGUAUGGAGUUAGCUAGACCAGGCUACGCCGCACUUGGCCUCACGAAUGACCUAUAUUCCUGGAGGAAGGAGCGUGAUGAAGCUGCAGCAGAUGGUCUGGACUAUGUCUUCAAUGCUGUCUGGGUCAUCAUGCAAGAGCAGUCCGUCAGCGAAGACGAGGCUAUGUUGGUAUGCGCUGAGGAGAUCCGGAAGCAGAUCGCCGAGUACAACAUCAUUGUCGAAAAGGCGAAGCGGAACCUCAGCCUCUCCAGAGAUACUCGCGCAUACCUCGAGGCAGUGAGAUACAGCCAUACUGGUAAUCUCGUGUGGAGCAUCUACUGCCCACGAUACCACGAUUUGUGA
Arthroderma uncinatum is the source of this 975-nucleotide messenger RNA. RefSeq names its product fusicoccadiene synthase. The record is from RefSeq and is a predicted model, not a curated record. Bases 1 to 975 code for a protein of 324 amino acids. Lineage: Eukaryota; Fungi; Ascomycota; Eurotiomycetes; Onygenales; Arthrodermataceae. The transcript is spliced from 4 exons.